Molecule: messenger RNA, 2262 nt
Organism: Brachypodium distachyon (stiff brome)
Lineage: Eukaryota; Viridiplantae; Streptophyta; Magnoliopsida; Poales; Poaceae
Product: sister chromatid cohesion 1 protein 1
Exons: 20
Coding region: 113-1924 (603 amino acids)
Biological process (GO): replication-born double-strand break repair via sister chromatid exchange; mitotic sister chromatid cohesion; synaptonemal complex assembly
Cellular component (GO): cohesin complex; synaptonemal complex
Molecular function (GO): chromatin binding; protein binding
Source: RefSeq, a predicted model, not a curated record
CGCAACCCCUUUCCAAAACCCCCACCCCACUACGCUUCCUCCUCUCGAGCUCUCCGCAGCGCAGCGUAGCGCCUCCUAGGCUCCUACUCCUCCUCCCCAUCUCCGCGCGAGAAUGUUCUACUCGCACCAGCUCCUCGCGCGGAAGGCCCCGCUCGGCCAGAUAUGGAUGGCGGCGACGCUCCACGCGAAGAUCAACCGCAAGCGGCUCGACAAGCUCGACAUCAUCAAAAUCUGCGAGGAGAUUCUGAACCCGUCGGUGCCCAUGGCUCUCAGGCUCUCCGGGAUCCUCAUGGGUGGUGUGGUGAUCGUGUACGAGAGGAAGGUGAAGCUUCUCUACGAUGAUGUUUCGCGGCUUCUGGUUGAUAUCAAUGAGGCAUGGCGGAUCAGGCCGGUCGUGGACCACACCGUCCUCCCAAAGGGCAAAGCCCAAGCCAAGUACAAAGCAGUAACACUGCCGGAGAACAUGAUGGAUAUGGAGGUGGAACAGCCCAUGCUUUUCUCGGAUACUAAUACUGCCAGGUUCCGGGGAAUGAGCCUGGAUGAUUUGGGUGAACAAUAUUUUAAUGUCAACCUUGAUGAUGAUGACUUCUCCCGUGCUGAGCAUCAUCACCAAGCUGAGGCAGUCAACAUUACCCUGGUCGAUAAUUUUGAGUCUGGGCUUGCCGAAACUGAUGUCUUCAAUCGUUUCGAGAGAUUUGACAUAGCAGAUGAUGACACCACGGUCAACAUUACUCCCGAUGAACACCCACAGGCUCCAAGUACACUUGCUCCCUCUCCACCUAAGGAAGACCCUCCUCAACAACAAGAACAGCAUUAUGCUGCCCCAUCCCCUAACCAAGAAGAACCUCAACAAGGGGAUCCAUCAAAGGAUCAAGAGGAGCAGAAGAUGAAGGAAAGACAGCCAAAUAGACCGUCAAAGAGGAAAGCACGUGGGAAGGGCCCCCAAGUGACUAUGGACAACCAGACAAUGAUCCCAGGGAAUAUAUAUCAGACAUGGUUGAAGGACCCAUUAAGCCUCAUCUCCAAAAGGCGUAGAGUCAGCAGCAAAAUUAAUCCUAUCCAGACAAUAAAGAUAGGUGACCUCAUGGAACUGCCCCCGGUUGCUCUAAUAUCUUACUCGGAGAAGUCACCCUUAGAAUUAUAUUAUCCGAAGCAGCUUAUGCAGCUCUGGAAGGAAUGUACUGAAGUCAAAUCCCCAAAAUCCUCAUCUCCAGGAGGGAAAUCGCCGUCAUCACAAGAACAGCAGUCAAGAAAUUCACCACCUCAGCCUCAAGGAGAAUAUCAGGGUGAAAUGGGAGCUCAACCGAUGGACUUCACAGAUGGCAUUGAAAAGAUCAGAGGAAACAAGAGUGGUGAAUAUGAAAGGGUUGAUGAUGCUCUGCAUGGUGACCAUAGUGUUACACCUGGAAGUCCUGGGCUAAGUCGCAGGUCUGCUUCAAGCUCUGGUGGCUCUGGAAGAGGGGCAUUUGUGCCAUUGGACCCAGAAAUACAAUUUUAUUCCGGAGGUGGAAGGUCCAAGAGGAGGCAGCAUUCAUCUGGAAGAAGCUUGGGGAACCUUGAUCCAGUUGAAGAGGAAUCCCCACUGGAGCAAGAAGUGAAGGGCUUCAAGCUGAGAAGGCUUUCAGAUAUUGGACCAACACCUGAGCUUCUGGAAGAAACUGAACUGACUCAAACUCCAUAUCACAAGCAACCCAGUCCUACCGACCAGGUCACUGAAUCAAUACACUCGUAUCUUAAGCUACACUUUGAUGCCCCAGAUGCCCCCCUAUCCGAAUCGCUUAGUCAGUUAACUUAUGGGAUGACUACAGCAAGAGCUGCCCGGCUAUUUUAUCAAACGUGUGUUUUAGCAACUCUGGACCGCAUCAAGGUUACACAGGUCGAACCGUACGGAGCCAUCCUGAUCUCGAGAGGGCUAAAUAUGUGAUACCCCUAAUGUUAACACCCGGAAGAAUUAGAGCCUUUUGCACAUCUCGUGUUCAUAUAUCUAUAAUGUUUACAGUUGCACAGGAAGUAUUGUAGGUCAUUACUUAUGUCUGUUGAUGAGAAGCAAGUGGUGGUGGUGCUGUGUUAAGCUGGUAGUUUGUGCAAGUUCUGGAAAAUUUUGUAAGCUAUGCUCAGGGGAUUGAUUCUACUGAAGCUUUGUAAUUGGAUCCGUAUCUGCUGAAAUGACUUGACUACUGUCCGCCCCUUUUUACAAAACUCUAUUGUACUGAAGCCAGGAUUUGAUCAAAUUUUGAUGACUACGUACUACUCUUGCAAAGA